AUUUAACGUGAUAAACUUAAUCAAAACAUGGUAUUAAUAUCUGAAACUUACAAGGCGGAACUAUUCUCCGGCGUCGGAGUAUGAAAUGUGUGACACCAGGAAAAGGGUGAAAGUUGAAGGGUAUGCGGCAGCUUCUGUCAACAUUAUGGCAUCCAUAAGCGCAAAGCAUGGAAUACUCUCUACAAAAUCUUCUCUUCAGAACAAAAUAUUACCCUUCUCUGUUUGCAUACAAAGAGCGACAGAAGUGAAGAGUUUAAGAGCCUCAACAAACUCAACUAAUCAACAUAACGAAAAAUACUGCAUAGAUCUCGUGAGGUCGCGGGACUAUGAUGGAUUUGUGUGUUCACUUCUUUUACCUGAAUCGGCGCGUCGGUCCUCCUUGGCUCUGAGAGCUUUAAAUGUGGAACUGGCACAGGCAGGUGAAGGACUCAGUUUCCCAAAAAACUAUUGGCUUGAUGCGAAUGCAGUUCUGGAAGACAGCAGUGGAAGAAAUUUACAGGGAUGAUCCCCCAGUCCAGCCUAUUGGUAUUGAGCUAUGGAAGGCUGUUCGGAAGCAUACACUAACCAAAAGGUGGAUGUUGAGAAUUAUAACGGAGAGAGAGAAAGAUCUGGAAGACCGGGCGUACAGGACUCUGCAGGAACUGGAGACCUACUCUGAGAACACCCAGUCCUCUCUUCUCUACCUCCUCCUCGAGACGCUAGGUGUGAAAGACGUGCACGCGGAUCACGCCGCCAGCCAUAUUGGCAAGGCGCAGGGCAUCGUCACGUGCCUACGAGCGACGCCGCACCACAGCCGACGGAGACGAGUCUAUCUGCCCAUGGACAUCUGCAUGCUGCACGGCGUGUCUCAGGAAGACUUCAUCCGCGGCAGCAGAGACCAGAACAUCAGAGACGUCGUUUACGACAUCGCCAGCCAAGCACAUGUACAUCUACAGCACGCCAGAUCAUUCAGCAAGAGCGUUCCAGCUGCCGCAUCUGCUGCCUUUCUACAAACAGUUGUUCUGGAGGAUUACCUGCAGCGCGUGAGGAAGGUGGACUUUGACGUCUUCCACCCGAGCCUCCAGAAGAGAAACCCUCUCCUCGCCCUGCAGCUCUACAUCAGGUCCUGGAAGACCACAUACUGAAGACAAAACCUGGACUGGCCCUACAACACAAAACAUAAGAGAACAUACUGAAGUGAAACCCUCUACUCAAACAACAUACUGAAGUGAAACCCUCUACUCAACAUGCUGAAGAGAAACCCUCUACUCAACAUGCUGAAGAGAAACCCUCUACUCAACAUGCUGAAGAGAAACCCUCUCCUGAAACAACAUACUGAAGAGACACCCUCUACUCAACAUGCUGAAGAGACACCCUCUCCUCGCCCUGCAGCUCUACAUCAGGUCCUGGAAGACAACAUACUGAGGAGAAACCCUGGACUGGCCCUACAACACAAAACAUACUGGAGAGAAACCCUCUACUCAACAUACUGGAGAGAAACCCUCUACUCAACAUACUGAAGAGAAACGCUCUACUCAACUGAGGAGAAACCCUCUCCUCGCCCUGAGGUCCUGGAAAA
This is a messenger RNA of Engraulis encrasicolus (European anchovy), 1558 nucleotides long. It is a transcript of the gene ndufaf6, whose product is annotated as NADH:ubiquinone oxidoreductase complex assembly factor 6. Gene Ontology annotation, cellular component: mitochondrion. The transcript is spliced from 9 exons. The record is from RefSeq and is a predicted model, not a curated record. Gene Ontology annotation, biological process: mitochondrial respiratory chain complex I assembly; biosynthetic process. Bases 399 to 1124 code for a protein of 241 amino acids. Lineage: Eukaryota; Metazoa; Chordata; Actinopteri; Clupeiformes; Engraulidae.